Messenger RNA from Eruca vesicaria subsp. sativa (arugula), 357 nucleotides. The record is from the annotation of a GenBank genome assembly. NCBI's taxonomy places the organism in Eukaryota, Viridiplantae, Streptophyta, Magnoliopsida, Brassicales, Brassicaceae.
AUGAUCAAACAAUUUAAAUGGCUGUCGCUGCAAGUCCUAGCUUCAAGGCUUUGUCCUCCGGGAAUUGAAGGAACCUUAUUUGCGUUACUCAUGUCAACUGAUAAUGCAGGUGUCAUGACCUCAUCUUGGCUCGGAGGAGUAUUGUUGCACGUCCUUAGGGUGACUCGUACUGAGUUUGGUAACCUAUGGCUUGCAGUUUUGGUUAGGAAUGUGAUGAGACUUUCACCGAUCUGUGUUCUGUUACUUUUGCCUGAUGGAAAUCAGAACACGGUCAAGCUCCCAGAUGAGAUUAUCGGGGAAGCUUUGGAAGAAGAGAUGUCUAUUCUUAACCCCGUUGAAGAGAUAGACAAUAUAUAG